Olea europaea var. sylvestris is the source of this 2544-nucleotide messenger RNA. RefSeq names its product UDP-glucuronate:xylan alpha-glucuronosyltransferase 1. The transcript has 5 exons. Bases 378 to 2267 code for a protein of 629 amino acids. The record is from RefSeq and is a predicted model, not a curated record. NCBI's taxonomy places the organism in Eukaryota, Viridiplantae, Streptophyta, Magnoliopsida, Lamiales, Oleaceae. Gene Ontology annotation, molecular function: glycosyltransferase activity. Gene Ontology annotation, biological process: xylan biosynthetic process.
GUUCAUCUGCAAAUGAUAUGCAGAUCAUUUAUUUUUUUGGUAAUCAUUUUUACGGAUCAAAGCCUCAAAUAUGUGUAGAAAUAAUCCUUGGAUAUUAUAGGAGGAAAAUUCAAAUAUAAGUUACUCAUUUCAAUAAGGACCCUCCUUCCAAGCCUUUCUUUCUGCCUGCUAUAUAUUCCACCAUUCACAGAAAGCUUCAAAAACUACAGAUCAAUUCUCUCAAUCUCAUUCUCUCUCCUUCUCUGUAUUUCUGUUAAUCUCUGGUAGUCCUAUGCUGCUUCAAAAUUGACAAGGCAUCUUCAAAGAUCAGAAGUUUCUUUAGUUUUCUAUGAACAAAGUGUAAUGAGAGUGAUAUAUUGUUUCUGAAGACAAGCCCCAUGGACAACAGACAAAGAAUAGACGAUGCAUACAAGAGAAAAUUAAAGAGAAACAAAGUUAAAAGUGUAGAAAAUCGUUUCCAUUUUUUUUCUGCAGGCAAGAGCAGAAAAUGCAAACUCAAUCCCUUAAAGAUUAUCCUGGCUAUCAUUAUACUUGUCUCCAUUGUGACAUUUCUUUUGUCUCCAACAAUUUGUCACAAAAACAGUAUAUCCCACACUGUUUCCCGGCCACGUUUUGUGAACAGGUGGAUGUGGGGAGGGUCAGAUCCUCGGUACAUAUCAAAUUUAGAGAUGAAUUGGGACGAAAUAUUGCGAGUUUUGAAGAAGUUACCUGAAAAUAACAAGAUUGGAGGAGUCGGUCUUCUUAAUUUUAAUGAGAAUGAAAUCAAUCGAUGGGAACAGUUUUUUCCCACUGCCAAUCACUCAAUUCUGCACCUGGACUAUGCUGAGAAAAAUGUGACUUGGGAGACCUUGUAUCCUGAAUGGAUUGAUGAAGAACAGGAAGAAGAAAUUCCCAGUUGCCCUUCUCUACCAAAGCUAGAAGUGCCAAGACAACGACUUGAUCUUAUUGCUGUGAAACUUCCUUGCCGAAAUGAAGGAAACUGGUCCAGGGAUAUAGCUCGGCUACACUUACAGAUAUCUGCUGCUACUUUAGCUGCCUCUUGCAAAGGCAAUUACCCAGUGCAUCUGCUUUUUGUUACAAAGUGCUUUCCAAUACCAAAUUUGUUUACUUGCAAGGACCUCGUUGCACAUGAAGGUAACACGUGGUUAUAUAAGCCAAACAUGAAUUCCCUGAGAGAAAAGCUUCAACUCCCAAUAGGAUCAUGUGAACUUGCACUUCCUCUUGGAGUCAAAGCAGAACAAGAUUACAGAGCAAAAAAGCAACGCGAGGCUUACGCUACAAUCCUGCAUUCAGCUCAUGUCUAUGUUUGCGGAGCCAUAGCUGCAGCACAGAGCAUCCGCAUGGCAGGGUCCACCAGGGAUUUCGUAAUUCUUGUUGACGAAACUAUUAGCGAAUACCACAGAAGUGGACUAGCAUUGGCAGGCUGGAAAAUCAGGACCAUCCAGAGAAUAAGAAAUCCUAAAGCUGAGAAAGAUGCUUACAACGAAUGGAACUACAGCAAGUUCAGAUUAUGGCAGCUGACCGAUUAUGAUAAGAUCAUUUUUAUUGAUGCUGAUUUGCUUAUCCUUAGAAAUAUUGACUUUUUGUUUGGGAUGCCAGAGAUCUCAGCAACAGGCAAUAAUGGCACCCUUUUCAACUCAGGAGUAAUGGUGAUUGAACCAUCCAAUUGCACGUUCCAGCUUUUGAUGGAUCAUAUAAAUGAAAUUGAAUCUUAUAAUGGUGGAGACCAGGGAUACUUGAAUGAAAUAUUUACAUGGUGGCAUCGGAUACCAAAGCAUAUGAACUUCCUGAAACAUUUUUGGUUUGGUGAUGAUGAUGUAGUAAAGCAGAAGAAAAUUCGUCUUUUCGAGGAAGAACCACCAGUUCUUUAUGUUCUUCACUAUUUGGGUUAUAAGCCAUGGUUGUGCUUUAGGGACUAUGAUUGUAACUGGAAUGUGGAUAUAUUACAAGAGUUUGCAAGUGAUGUUGCUCACAAGAGGUGGUGGAAUGUACACGAUUCAAUGCCAGAGAAAUUGCAAGAGUUUUGUCUGUUGAGAUCAAAGCAGAAAGCACAAUUGGAAUGGGACAGAAAAGAAGCUGAGAAAGGAAAUUACUCAGAUCGGCAUUGGGGAAUCAGAAUACAAGAUAGGCGUAUUAAGAAAUGCAUUGACCCGCCAUACUGCAGCUGGAAGGGAAUGUUAAAGCAUUGGGGGGAGAACAAUUGGACAGAUGAUGCAUUCCCCAUUUCCACACCACCAGCAAGAACUACAGCCUCUUUUAGUUUAUGAGUAGCAGUUUCUACUUGUCUCAGUGGGUUGAAAUUUUGCUCACAGUACAGUUUUAAAAUGUCUUCCUAUUAGCCUUCCAUUGUUUUCUUGUCUUCGAAUUACAUUUUUCCAGGAAAGAGCGAGUACAAGGAGGCUUUAGACAUUUAUAGCCUUAACAUAUCAGAUUUUAUUUUUAUUUUUAAUUUCCUGUAUCGUCAUAUUUACAGGAAAAAAUAUCCUUUGAAUUUUCUCUGUUACUUGUUAACUUAUUUUAUUUCAGCUCACUGAAUUUCUCCAA